Messenger RNA from Exophiala oligosperma, 2339 nucleotides. RefSeq lists its product as uncharacterized. Gene Ontology annotation, biological process: DNA-templated transcription. Lineage: Eukaryota; Fungi; Ascomycota; Eurotiomycetes; Chaetothyriales; Herpotrichiellaceae. The coding region runs from base 1 to 2025 and encodes 674 amino acids. The transcript has 2 exons. The record is from RefSeq and is a predicted model, not a curated record. Gene Ontology annotation, molecular function: DNA binding; zinc ion binding.
AUGAGAGAUCAAAAUUCUUACAACGAGGUACUCCCGUCGACCGAAACUUCAGCAACCCGAGAAUCUCGUGUCGAGUCCGUGGACAGCACACUGGAAGCAUUGGUGUUCAACAAGCAUGAAAGCCUCCCUCAGCUGCCUCUACGCACACCUUUGCCAGAAUCGCCAUCUCGAGAACUGACCUCACACCGCACCGUGCCUGUCCACACACUAGUGCAGAGUGAGACUGGCGUGUCCAUCCAUGGUCCAGCGUCUGCCUUCUUUGAACCUCUGUCGAUGAGGUCGUUACCCAGCGGACUAAGUGUUCCUACCGACAGCCCAGUAUCCAUACGCAACCAACAGCAAACAGAUGACGAAAUCCGUCGCGAGCUAUUCGCGUAUUCUGCGCUAGAGUUUCAGAAGGAGUAUACCUACAUGUCAGAACGAAAGCUCGAUCUCGAUGGCGUCGACUGGGAGACCGCGGACCACUUGUUCCAGCUGCACUGGAAUCUCCACCACCUUGGAUUCUUGAUCACCUAUCGACCAGCCAUCAUGCACAGCCUCGCGACGGGCGGGCCACAUUGCAACAAACUACUACUCAACGCGAUCUACUACACGGCCGCCUUGCAAAGCAGUCGACCCAACAUGCGCGACGACCCUGCACAUCCUCAGUACUUCGGCACCAAAUUCUUCCAUCGUUUCCAGUCAUUGCUGGCCUCAGAGCUGCAAAGGUCAUCUACGGCUAGUAUCGCAGCGCUCGUGUUGAUGGGGUCGUCGUGCGUAUCAAAUGGCAGACAAACAAUCGGCUGGCUGUAUGCAGGACUCUCAUACCAGAUGAUUGUCGAUCUUGGUCUACAUGUCGAUCCCGACAAGGUACAAAUGUCCAGCCUGGUGCCAAGUAAACCUCCCAUUCCAAUGACGGCAGUUGACAUUGAGAUCCAGCGGCGUUACAUCUGGGGCGCCUAUUUGAACGACCGGUUCCAGUCGCUGUACUUCGGACGGCCCCCGAGCCUCCGCAUGAUCGAAGGCGUGGAGGCGUCGCAGACCGUCCUCGACGACUAUGAAGAACUGGAAUUGUGGAAGCCAUACAUCGACCCAACGGGCGCAGAUCCCCCAGUGAACUUCACACCACAGCCGGCGCGAGCUGUGUCUACAAGGGCAGCGCUCGUUCGGCUUGCAGAAAUCACAGACCAGAUCAUUGAAAGCUUCUACACGCCCAAGUCGGGAAGGAUGUCCACCGAGGAGGCACACUGCGGAGUCCAACGGCUGCAGCACCAGCUCGACCUUUGGGCCGAGACUCUACCAGUACACCUACGCUAUGAGCCGGGGGAUCUACCAGUUCCACCGGCCAUACGCUUCAAUUUGCACACCACUUUCAGCCUCCUACACAUCCUCCUGCACCGGCCCUUCCUCCGCGACGGGCACCUCGAAGCCCUCGGCGCAGACGAACCCACCCGGCACGACAUCUGUGUCUCGGCCGCACUGCGCAUCUAUAACCUCGCCCGAAUCUACCGCGACACCUUCACCUUGCGCCGAGCCACCUACCUCUUCAGCUACGCCGUUUUCUCCGCCGCAACUGUCUUGCCCAUGCACGCGUCUCCAUCAGCUGACCCGACGCAGCGCAAGGAGAUGGUUGUAUUCUUCUGGAACGCGCUCAAGGAGCUCCAGAACGGCGCAAAUUUCGGCCUGCGUAAGACCGUCCGUAUCAUUGGCGGCAUGUUUGAGCGCGCAGGUAUCGACCUCAACGCUCUGCCGCUGACGGACAAGAGGCCCAAUUACCACCAAUCUUAUGACGACGAAGGCCUUCGCGCCAGCUCCAACUCGUCCGCCAACAUCGACGCUCAAAAUCUACACGUGCAGCCCGCAAGCGGGCUGGACACGCUCACCGGCGAGAGUUUCAAGGACUUCUACAACGACCUUUCCUUCGAAAAUAUUGACUGGCCAGCCUUUGUGGACGUCGAUGCCAACCAUGACAACGAUGAGUUGCUCUAUGGGCUUUUCCGGGCUGGAGAUGGCAGCAUAGAUGCUCCACUGGGUCUCCCGUCCUGAUCACGAAAGUCCGCAGUGGUACCUGUCAUCGGGAUAACUAUAAAGCUUUAGCAUCAGGUCAAGCAAGGACCCAUGAUCAUCCCACCCUAGAUGGGAAGCUGACGAAGAGCAUUGCCUGCGAUCACCCUACCCCUCGCUUCUGUUUUAAGACCUUGACGCUGAGGGAGGCAUCAGCUUCCAAGGUCAUGUCACACCUACCUCGCUCAGCAUCUACUGGGUUAGGGGUUCAAGGAUACAUUUCGAUAGUGUCCGACCGCGGCACUGUGGUGGCUGCUUAAGCAUGAAAGUCUGAAUCGGCACGAGGAGUCAGAAAG